Thelazia callipaeda (thelaziosis nematode) is the source of this 366-nucleotide messenger RNA. The record is from the annotation of a GenBank genome assembly. NCBI's taxonomy places the organism in Eukaryota, Metazoa, Nematoda, Chromadorea, Rhabditida, Thelaziidae.
AUGGAUACGUUGAAUGCAACAGUGAUUGGAGCUCAUGUCACAUCAUCGUUAAGUUCAUAUCAUCAUCAUCAGUGGAAUGCUUUGAGUUCCUCGUUGAUGUCUGAAAAUGAUGAUGACACCAAUGAGGUAUGUGGAGCAAUGAAGAUCGAGAAUCCAUUUGAAAGGGAAGAUCGAAGUUAUUUCUCAAAUAACUCAUCUCAUACUGCUACUUCUCAACAGCAACAGCGCCGUCAGCAAUCGGAAUCACCAUGUAUUGUAACUCGAACCAUACCGUUAGCAUCUUGUGCAACAGCUGCCGCAUCUUUGUCAUCCGCAUUUAACAAACGAUUGGCAGUAUCAAAUAAAAAUGUAAGCUUUUUAGAAUAG